This is a messenger RNA of Agelaius phoeniceus (red-winged blackbird), 1768 nucleotides long. RefSeq names its product KLF transcription factor 8 (gene KLF8). Gene Ontology annotation, biological process: regulation of transcription by RNA polymerase II. The record is from RefSeq and is a predicted model, not a curated record. Gene Ontology annotation, molecular function: DNA-binding transcription factor activity, RNA polymerase II-specific; RNA polymerase II cis-regulatory region sequence-specific DNA binding. Lineage: Eukaryota; Metazoa; Chordata; Aves; Passeriformes; Icteridae.
CCGCGGGCGGGGACGGUCCCUGCGUGGGCAGGGCCAGGGGAAGGCGACGCCCGCCAUGAGCUCGUCGGCGCUGCUGGCUGAGGGCCCCCUCGACCCCCCGGUGCUGCUGGCCGACAUCAAGACGGAGCCCCCCGAGGAGCUGCUGGCCAGCGACUGCAGCCAGCCCCAGGCCGAGCCCGUCGAUCUCUCCCUCAAUAAAUCCAAGGUGGCUCCGGCCUCGGCCCCGCCGCCACCGCCCUCCACCUCGGUCCAGUCUUCCCCCAUGCUGGUGGCUCCCCCGCUUCCCGCUCCCAGCACCGUGUCCAUCCCGCCCUCCGGUCUCAGCUCCACCUCGGCCAUCCCGGCUGUCCUCUCACCCGGCUCCAUCCUGGCCUCCACGCAGGGCAGCGGCGGGCAGCAGAUCCUCCACGUCAUCCACACCAUCCCCUCUGUCAACCUGCCCAGCAAGAUGGGAAACCUGCAGACCAUCCCCGUGGUGGUGCAGUCCCUCCCCGUCGUCUACACCACCGUGCCCACGGACGGCGUCACCGCCAUUACCGUGCCCCUCAUCGGGGGGGACGGCAAGAACGCUGGGUCUGCUUUUCUUUCCCGGACCCCUCCAGUGAAAAUGGACCCUGGCUCCGUGUACCCCAUGGACAUGAACAGCGACAGCGAGGACAGCGCCUCCGAGAGUGGCCCAGCGCCUUUCCAGGACCUACCGAGAGAGCCGGCGGCGCGGGGGCCCAGGGCCGAUUCCCCGGACCUGAAGAAGCGGCGCAUCCACCAGUGCGACUUCGAGGGCUGCAAUAAGGUCUACACCAAAAGCUCCCACCUCAAAGCCCACCGGAGGAUACACACAGGCGAGAAGCCCUACAAAUGCACGUGGGAAGGCUGCACCUGGAAAUUCGCCCGCUCGGACGAGCUCACCCGGCACUUCCGCAAGCACACGGGCAUCAAACCCUUCCGCUGCUCGGACUGCGACCGCAGCUUCUCCCGCUCCGACCACCUGGCCCUGCACCGCCGGCGGCACGUCAUGAUGUGAGCGGUGCCCGCCGCGCUGGGAGCCGGCAGCGCCUCCCUCCCUCCAUCCAUCCACACCCCGCGGCUCCUGCGGGGCGGGGCGGGGACUGCGGAGCGCCGGGGCCGAGCCGUGCCCGCUGCAGGAGCCCCGCCGGCACGGCAUGGGACGGCAAACAAUGGAUUCUGGACUGCUGCCCCUUCUCUCUUGUCCCCAGCUGUUUUUAUUCCUGCGUUUGUCCUCGCCUGGAGGCUCCUUGACUCCUCACCUGGAAUUCACCCAGCAGCUGCCUCUGGCUCUUCAGCCUCCUGCCCGUUGUUGUCCCCCGUGUGCUCCCUGCCCCUCCCUGCGCCUGGGAGCCGUGGCAAGGACAGGGGCAAGGGGUGAUGGGCCCCGUGGAGGAGCUGAUGGCCAUUCCUGCUCCAUCCCCAGACUGUCCCAGCAGGAGAAGGGACAUCACCUCUCUGUGUGUCCCUCAGCACGUGCUGGGCUUCAUGGGAAGUGCUGGGUGUGCAGAGAGCCAGGAGGAAAAGAGGAAUCAAGAAAGGGGGAAACAACCCAUCAGUGACCCACAAACAAGACUAUCACCACCACACAAAGGGAAACUUUGUGGAACAUGGAACUUUUCUUUUAUGGAAUUCUACAAGGGGGUGGGAGAGGGUGGGGGGGACGAGGGCCAGCAGCUCUCGGGUUUUUUGGAAGACUCUGGGCCACUUGAAGUGUUUCUAAGUUAAACCAGCGGCUGUGGCCACACGCUUUGCUUUUUAAUAA